Molecule: messenger RNA, 961 nt
Organism: Carassius gibelio (silver crucian carp)
Lineage: Eukaryota; Metazoa; Chordata; Actinopteri; Cypriniformes; Cyprinidae
Product: single-minded homolog 1-A-like
Exons: 2
Coding region: 155-436 (93 amino acids)
Biological process (GO): regulation of transcription by RNA polymerase II
Molecular function (GO): RNA polymerase II transcription regulatory region sequence-specific DNA binding; DNA-binding transcription factor activity, RNA polymerase II-specific; protein dimerization activity
Source: RefSeq, a predicted model, not a curated record
AUGUGUUAGUUUGGGCACAGUUUAACUCUACGCAUUAUUGAGCAGGCUGAUGAUUCUUUAUUCCUGAAGUUCUCCUGCAUGUGUGUUCGGCAGCGGCCUGCACGGGUCAGAUGUCCCGGAUCUCCGUCUGGAUCUGAGCUCGGUGACCGGAGCGAUGAAGGAGAAGUCUAAGACGGCGGCGAGGACGCGGCGCGAGAAGGAGAACAGCGAGUUUUACGCGCUCGCCAGAAUGUUGCCGUUACCGUCGGCCAUCACGUCUCAGCUGGACAAAGCGUCCAUCAUCCGACUGACCAGCAGCUACCUGAAGAUGCGACUGGUGCUCCCUCCAGGUUUGGGGGAGGUUUGGGGUCGAAGCAGAUCUUUAGAAAACACAAACAUUGAGCUCGGAUCUCAUUUACUGCAGGUAAUAAUCAGCAAGAUGCUCCAGGUAAUAUGAACACUUUAUUAUUAUUAUUAUUAUUAUUAUUAUUAUUAUUAUUAUUAUUAUUAUUAUUAUUAUUAUUAUCUUUGGCUUGUGUUCAUUCAGAAAUAUAUCAGAGGACACUGUGAAGUUAAUGAUUCAUUUCCAUGCAAAUGCAUUAGAUCUGAUUGGAAGAUGAUUAACGAAGCAUGUUUGCAGAUUGUCUCGGCGUUGGUUGUGUCUGUGGUGAUCUGUCUGAUGUUCUGUGAUCUGCAGACGUUAGACGGCUUUAUAUUCGUGGUGGCUUGCGAUGGGAAGAUCAUGUACAUCUCAGAGACGGCGUCGGUUCACCUGGGUCUUUCACAGGUGAAGAACUGACUAACAUCUGUGUUUGUGCUGGUGUUCCUCCAGUGCAAUCACACAGCUGCUUUCACACAGGUAGAGCUGACCGGGAACAGUAUUUAUGAGUACGUCCAUCCGGCGGAUCACGACGAGAUGAGCGCGGUCCUGACGCCGCAGCCCUCGCUCCACACACAGCUCAUCCACGGUGAGACCACACCA